CGGCACAACACCUCCAGCCAAGAUGGCGUGGCGCUACCUGCAGCAAAUGGAUCACAAUGUGAAAUUGAGUUUUUUGUACACCCUGGCGUUUUGGUCCUCGCGCAGCAUCGUGUUUGAACAGAUCUUGUCGGGCUACGUGUUUGUGCUUACGUCUUCGAACGAGCCUGUCGGGUACAUCAAAGGAGUGCAAGGCAUUGUGCAAUUGCUGGUGGCCAUUCCAGGGGGAUACGCCAGCGACCACUGUCGCCGCGACACUGUUCUGAAAUGGUCUGGCGGGAUUGGUUUGUGCUGUGCAUUCCUCACGUUGUUUGCGCUGUUUAUGAAUCACAUGCCUCUCUUGUACGUUGUGUUUGCACUGUGGGGGGUUUUCUUCGCAUUGCAAGUGCCGGCGCUUGAAGCGCUUUUCGCUGACUCGGUUCCCCAAGGCAAGCGAGCCUUCCCAAUCACGAUCAAAUACGUCUUGACGACUGUCGCCACCAUUGUCGGUCCGUGUAUCUGCGUGGUACUAUUUCAAGUCGAAGGGGACACGUGGAACUUGUGGGAGCUGCAAAUGGUGCUGAUGGUUGGCAUGGCACUUGGGAUCCCGCCGCUCUUUUUGCUCUUUUUCUUCAACGACGAUUUGGCUUACGAAAACAGCAUCAAAGGUGACAAAAACGCCGAGCCCAACGAAGCACAGCCGCUUGUGCGCGUCAAACCAGAUGAGGCAUCGUUGGCAGCGGAACACAAUACGUUUCUGUGGUUUGGCCCGCGCCAUGUGCCGUACUUGCUGUUUGCUUCGGACUUCAUCAUUUGCAACGGCGCGGGCUUGACCAUCAAUUUCUUUCCCGUCUUUUUUCAACGCGACUACGCGAUGACCCCGUCGGAAGUGAACGUGCUGUGGGUGGCCCAGCCCCUGUUGGUCGUCGUGCUGUCGCUCGUAUGUCAGCGCUGCGCCACGUGGUGCGGCGACAUUGAAACCAUUGUCGCCACACGAGUUUUUGCAACAGGGUGCCUCGCCCUGAUGACGUACACGACGCCCCUGCGCUUCGAAGUUGGUCUCUUUCUCCUGCGGAGCGGGUUCAUGCGAUGCUCGGAACCGUUGCGGUCGUCUCUCCUCAUGGACUAUGUGCCACAGCACUUGCGCGGCCGUUGGAAUGCGCUGGAGGGACUGACCCAAUUCACGUAUUCUGGAAGCGCUAUGGUCGGUGGCUACCUCAUCGAACGCCACGGAUAUCGGUACUGCUUUCUCAUCACGGCGGCCAUUUACGGUGUCGGGCUCUUGGCCGAGUUGUUGCUCGUUCCUAUCAUCCGAAACGAUCCCAAAUCACGGUCGAAGGAGCGCAACCACUAGAUUCCUCGUGCUCAUGCUGCACAGCCAUUGGAAUAAAGAAAAUACCACCUUUUGUGCAGCUCCGGGUGGCCACGCAUGGCCAUGAAUCCCUCCCACGAGUUGUGCAGAAGGCAC
Messenger RNA from Aphanomyces invadans, 1444 nucleotides. RefSeq lists its product as hypothetical. The transcript is spliced from 7 exons. The coding region runs from base 23 to 1330 and encodes 435 amino acids. Gene Ontology annotation, biological process: transmembrane transport. Lineage: Eukaryota; Oomycota; Saprolegniomycetes; Saprolegniales; Verrucalvaceae. Gene Ontology annotation, molecular function: transmembrane transporter activity. The record is from RefSeq and is a predicted model, not a curated record.